Messenger RNA from Aphanomyces invadans, 2297 nucleotides. RefSeq lists its product as hypothetical. Gene Ontology annotation, cellular component: membrane; BBSome; ciliary basal body. The transcript is spliced from 15 exons. Gene Ontology annotation, biological process: cilium assembly; intracellular transport; intracellular protein localization. Lineage: Eukaryota; Oomycota; Saprolegniomycetes; Saprolegniales; Verrucalvaceae. Bases 29 to 2176 code for a protein of 715 amino acids. Gene Ontology annotation, molecular function: protein binding. The record is from RefSeq and is a predicted model, not a curated record.
CGGCACAACCGAUCUUUGCCGCUAUCCCAUGAGCUUGACGCUGAACCACGCGGAACUCUUCAAGGUCAGCGCGAUUUCAAGCAGAGCUACGCUCAAGUUGCUUCCUCUGAGUAAGAAGAAGAAAAAGCAAAAACUCGUCAUUGGCGAUGAUUCGGGCGUCGUGUCGUCGUUUCAAAUGAAGAAGGGGGAGCCGGCAUCUGUGUACAAGUCGACGCCUCACGCGAACCCGAUUACGUGCAUCACCAUGGGAAACUUCAAGGGCACCGAAGACCGCGCAUACGUGUCGAGUGGGCAACAAGUCGUCGGGUACAACAAAAAGGGCAAAGAGUUCUUCAAAUUCCCGACGAAUUUGUCUGAAACGAUCAAUCGUGUGCACUCGUACGACUCCAAGCUGUGGUUGUCUACCGAUUACAUUUACAACCAGUUUGAAAACGGCGUUGACAAGGAGACUGUCAUGUGCCAAGACCGCAUCAACGAUCUCUUAUUGCAUCGCGACGCCGAGUCGAACGAGUUCCACGCCGUGUUGGGCUGCCAAGACAAGUACAUUCGCGUCAUGAAGGGCAAUACCGUGCUGACCAAGAAGUCGACGUCUGCUGCGAUUACAACCCUGACGUCAAUGGGGUCCCAUAUCCUCUACGGCACGGCAUCAGGCACGAUUGGACUCGUCUCGAUGACGGGCGGUGGUAAGAUCAAAACGGUGUGGAAGACCGCGCAGGACAAGACGGCACCGUCACCGAUCACGUCCAUGGUGGCGUACGACAUUAACAAGGACGACGCGGUCGAAGUCGUGAUCGGUCGGGAAGACGGGCGAGUGGAAAUUUACUCGGUGGACGAAAGCGGCAACAUCGUCAAGGAAUUUGAACACGUCGCGAGCGAGAGCGUCCGGGCGAUUCAAGCGGGUGUCCUCGGCACACCUGGGUACGACGAAGUCGUGCUGUGUACGUACUCGGGGCGGGUCAUGUCGCUAACGUCGGAGCCAUUGGAUCAACCGGAUAACGACGACAGCUAUGGGCGAUCGCGCGGCACGGUGCAGCGUGAAACACGCAUCGUGAAGCUGCGAAAGGAGAUUGCGGUGCUGGAAGAAAAGGUCAUGAAGGAAAAGGACAGGUCGACGCGUAAAGGAGACGAGUGCCUUCCGGUGGUGGAGGAGGUGCCGGUGAAUUGUCAAUGCGUGUUGAAUCCUGAAAAUCAAACUUACGACAUUGGCGUCGAGAUUCCAGUCCCGAUUGCGUGCGUCAGCCUGCACUCGACCGUUCCGUUGGACUUGCUCGACACAGCCAAGAACCAAGCGAUUCUGUGCCGGUCGCCGGCCGACCCAGCAAACCACACGCACGUCCUGGCAACGUAUCGAUGCCAGGAGCUGACGAAUCGACUCGAGUUUCGUAUUCGAACGUUGGAAGGGCAAUAUGGCGAAGUCGAACUCACGGUGCUGGCAGAAACCGUGCCCAAGUCGGCCCAAUGCGUCAAAAUCGUUGUUAAACCGCUGAGUCUGCACCAUCGCGUGAACGUUGUCGACUCGAAGGACGUGGACGAGGCUGUGAUGAACUCGUUGUAUUUCACAGGCGCGUUCUCGCUCGUUCAAGUGCACGAAUGGGUCGCUUUCUGCCUUCCCGACGUCCCUGUCCGCAUGCAAGACGACGAAGGAAAGCUCUACUUUCGCAACGCGUUCGUCGGGAAUGUCCUAGUGUGUGAAUACAGGAAGGGCGAGGCGCGGUUUCUGUCGAGCUCGGUGUCGACGAUUGCGAUUUUGAAGGAAGUGAUUACGAAGGAAGCAACGAUCCGCAAGGUCACGCUCAACAUGACGUUCGAUAUCAAGAACGAGAGCACUCCUGCCGUCCUCGCGCUGCUCCGGCCUAAGCUCGAUGAGAAGCAGAUGCUGGCGUCGCAAGUCAAGAUCAUCGAAGGCAUCAAGGAGUUGCAAAUGCACGAGGCCGACCAUUCGUUGUGGAUGUCGUCCGAGUACCAACGCAUCCUGGCCGACGCCGACCGUAUCGUAGCCGAUUUCCAAGCGAGUCCCCGCGCCAUGAGCUACAUCACGGGCGUCCUCACCGACUUGUUCGUGGACAUUUCCAAGUUUCGCGGCGUGAACCCCAAGGCUCACUUGCCGCGCCUGUUUCAAAUUCUCGACCAGUACAACUACGACGCGCUCGUCGAGUUUUUUACCCGCGCGCCGUAGAGAGCCUCAUGCUAAAGAAGAUCCACUGAGCACCACGAGUCCCAUCUCUAUUGCAUGCGCCUGAUGAUGUGUGGUGGAAUGACAGCGAAAGCUAGGACGGUGCCGCGAAGACAGUCGUCUG